Molecule: messenger RNA, 1251 nt
Organism: Acanthisitta chloris (rifleman)
Lineage: Eukaryota; Metazoa; Chordata; Aves; Passeriformes; Acanthisittidae
Exons: 2
Source: RefSeq, a predicted model, not a curated record
AUGAGGACCAGGAAAUCUCCUUGUCCCAUGGAUAAAACUUGGGGAGACAAACACGGAUAUUCCGGAGCCGAUGGAGAUUCCACCACAGCCUUGGAAGUCAUCAAUGGUGUCUGCCAUGAGAAUUCCAUGGAUGGAGACCUCAAAAAACCAAGGAAUGGCAAAAAACAACGGAAAAGGAAGCGUUCUCCCAAAUCCAAGCCCAAUUUUUCCAAACUGGAUUCUCUCCUGCUUGGAAUGUCGACCGACGGAGUGUGGUUGGACAAACCUUUGUAUGAUCAUGCAGAGAUGGAAUACAGGAAGAAAUUGAUGGAUUCCUGGAAUCAGGAAGUAGCUGAGAUUGGAUUGUUGGCUCAACAUUCCCCAGUCAAGAGCAAAUCUAAGGAGAUUCCCAAGGCAAGGAUGGUUUCCUCAUCCCAACAUUGUUCCCAUGGAUUCCUGGCUGCGUGUCAUCACGUUAUCCAAGGAGUUUGGCUCAAUAAAUUGGACUUUGAUAAAGCCGAGGAGAUAUUUGUGGAAAAAUCCCAAUUUUUCCUUCCACCAAAUGUUUUGGUUAUCCCAUCCGGAAGGGUUGGGAAUGUUGGGUUGGGAACUCCGGAUGAAGGUUACGUUACAGCUCUUCCUACUCCUGCCACGCCAAGUUUCGCUCCAGGAAUUAUUCCUACUUCUUCUUCCUCUUCCAUUCCCAACUUGGAUCAGCAAACAGUGAAUGGCAAACCUCAAAUUUCCAACUGGGAAACUUUAACUUCGGAAGUUUGGUUGGAAAAACCUCUUUACGACGGCGCCGAGAAGAAUUUCUACCAGAAGAUGUUGGAGAAAAACCAAGAAUUGGAAAUAUGGAAAAUCCACCAGGAGGAUAGGAAAAGCCAUCCCGUUGGGAAGCAAAAGGUUGGGAAAAACAUGGAAAUUCCUAAGCCUUUUCCAAGUGCUUCCAAGCAACUUCCAAGUUAUUUUUUCCUGCAUGAGGACAGCGAAUCCGUGUGGCUCGACAAGUCGCUGUACGACGCGGCCGAAUCCAGGUUUUACGCAGCCAAAACUUGGGAAAUGGGAUCAGGAAAGAAUCCAGAGCUUCAGGAAUCUACUGUAGGAAUUCCUUCCCAACCUUGGAACAUCCCAACGGCUGAAAGGAAGAAAAUGGCCGUGGAUUAUUUCCUUCACGACAAGGUUUGGUUGGACAAGUACAAAUACGACGACGCCGAGCGACGAUUCUAUGAGCAGAUGAACGGCCCCGUGGGCUCCUCCUCCCGUUCCCAG